Messenger RNA from Chaetomium globosum CBS 148.51, 399 nucleotides. RefSeq lists its product as uncharacterized. Bases 1 to 399 code for a protein of 132 amino acids. The transcript has 2 exons. The record is from RefSeq and is a predicted model, not a curated record. Lineage: Eukaryota; Fungi; Ascomycota; Sordariomycetes; Sordariales; Chaetomiaceae.
AUGACCGUUUGCCUUCCGGUGCCUAAAUCGCGAGGAAUGGGGGAACCGCCUACCACAGAACGUGCCUCGUGGGAGUCAAGGCCCAACUACCUCGAUACUUAUGGAAGUGCAGCAUGGGCACCUUUCUCGGCUGCUUCCGCCGCAACACAAGGUGCCUGUUCCCGCGUCAUACAUGAAGAGACUGCGACUCAUUUGGGGAGUCCCCGAAACCAUUCCGCCCGGGGUCUGGUUAAGGGCAAAUAUCGGUGGCCGGCCAGGCAGCCGAACCCAACAUCAGCCCUGCUAGAUAGCCAUGAACCUUUACGUCCCACCACCUCAUGCAGCCUGCUCUGUAACCGCUGCGCCACCCUUGUUUCGGGCUGUUGGACCAAGCCCUCGGCUCGCACAGCGCAACCGUGA